AAAGGGGGAUCAAUGAUUACACAGGAAUACUGCGUACUAACACAGAGGACAGCAGUAAGAAAUACGCGUUAAAAAUCCCCUCAAAUCAACAUAGAAAAAGGACUAACAAAGCAAGGACUGGUUUAUUUUGAUUUAUAAAAGUGAAUCAUUUCGGAAACUGUCAACAACUUUCGUCACCAGGGCUUCUUAUUUUGAAGAGAAGAUGCUGAAAGUUUACCUCAUGUUGGUUUUGUCAGCGGCUGCUGCUGUUUUCGCUGAAUCGGUACGAGAAACAGAAACAUGGGUACCUCUGAAAAACAAGUCACCCCAUGAGGAUCUGGAGUCCUCCGGUGACUCUCCGCAUGAAGAUUUUGGGUUUGCUGAAUUAAACCCAACUGAUGACGAGGAUGGCUAUGAUGAUGAUGAUGAAGAUGAAGAAGAUUAUUAUGAUGACAUGUCAGGCUCUGGAGAGACCCCAACUGAGGAUGAUCUCUUCGGUAACCGGAUACCUGAUUCCGAGGGUCCAUUUGACCCACAGCCAACUGUAGAUGAGAAGAUUCUGGUUGAAAACAACGAGGUCGUGUUGCGUGGAUCACCAGACCAAGACGGUGACCAGCUCAGUAAUGUGCUCAUGACCCAUGCUGGAGAUGAGAGCUUGUUCCACAACAAAGAGGUUCUUGCAGCUGUUAUUGCGGGCGGAGCAGUUGGUCUCGUCUUCGCCAUCCUCCUCAUCGUCCUCCUCGUUCACUUUGUUCUCCGCAUCAAGAAGAAAGACGAAGGAAGUUACGACCUGGGCAAGACGCCCAUCUACAAGAAAGCUCCUACCGCAGAAAUCUACGCAUGAGCGUCCUCACCCUCACAUACCUUCUCUCUCUCUCUCUUUUGAACUAUAAGCUCACACAGUGCCUCGGCCUGACGGGCCGCCGCCAACCUCUCACAUACCACGCAAACCGCAGGAAAACCUCAAACGAAUAAUUUACUCUGACUGGACAUUUGCAUUGAAAUCUCAGAGGAUCGCGUCUGUUGCCAAACUGCCCGGUUUUGUUCUCACACCCUCUUAAGUGUAUUGCCUUUUUGUCAUGUGGCCCAUUGUGUCCUUUUUUAAAUAUAUAUAAAACACUACAAGGUGCAAUGGAGCCUUCACUGGUUAAAGGCUUUGGAUUGACCAUUUUAUCCACCAUUAUGAUAAACAGUCAAGUGUCAUGAUUGGUGCUACAGAGGGGGUGGUUAUUGUAGCCUUUUACGUUAUCAAAUGUCUUUUGUUUUUAAAUCUGCGUGCUGUAAAACCUUUUAAUUUUCAUAUUAAACAUCAGAGGUGAAACCAAAUUGAAGGCAUGCAGUAUAUGUUCAAAACUAAAUUCCGUGAGAGCAAAAUCUGAAAUUGGUGUACUAGACUAAUGUAUACUGAUUUCAACUAUGGUGUUAUGGUACAUUCCACAUAUCCGUAUGUAAUUGCUGUGGUGGUUUUAUAUGUCGAGAGACCGGAUCCACUACAGUGCUGCUUGACUGUCAGCUAAGCUACUUUAACAGGUACAGAUGUUGUUGAUUGAGAAUCAGUUCACUGCAAACAGACUUUGUACAUCCAGGGAUCUGUAUAUAGCCAUUUGAAUAAAAUGUAAAACUUUGGUACUUAGCCAUUUCUUGACAGCCUUUUAUUUACCAAAUAUUUAAAUGCCAAAAUCAGUUUUUAUUGUUCUUAUAUCUCAUCCCGGUAUUUGCUUUUGGCAUAAAGCCUGAAAGCAGAUGGUUUGCUUCUGUAUCUUUCGGGAACAUUAAGGAAAAUGUUUUGUUGGAGAACAAUGACCAAUGUUAGUACUAACGUUUUUCUUUUCUUUUUUUUUUUUUUUUUUUUUCCUCAGUGUUUUUGUAGAUGUUCUUAAUUCCGUUUUUUUUUAUUUUUUUGCUAUUAAUUUAACUCGUAUUUUAUUGCCUGCCUUCAGGUCGGGGAUCUUUGUCCCCCUUCUCAGCUGUUGUACAUGUGAUAAUUUUUAUUUUAUUAUUUUGUUUUAUAUACAGUAGUGCAAAAAUUCAAAGGCUGUUAGUCUUUCAACAGAUUUUUUUUUUAAGAGUUUCUAUUUCUUUUAGACUUUUUAAGCCGAAUCUAUUUAUGUUUUGUAGAAGGAUGUUCUGGAUUAGUUAAGGGGAACGUGAAUGAGCUGUGCAUUACUAGCAUGGUGUAUAAUGAUAAAUUUUGCUGCUUUGUUUGGUCACAUCCAGAUAAAAUCACUGAUCUAAUGUUGAAGUCAAUGAAUCAUUGAUUUCUGCAUGCAGGUUCUGAUCUGUUGAAAAUAAAGCUAUUUUAUGCACAUAA
Molecule: messenger RNA, 2290 nt
Organism: Ctenopharyngodon idella (grass carp)
Lineage: Eukaryota; Metazoa; Chordata; Actinopteri; Cypriniformes; Xenocyprididae
Gene: sdc4
Product: syndecan 4
Exons: 4
Coding region: 203-823 (206 amino acids)
Biological process (GO): cell migration
Cellular component (GO): membrane; cell surface
Source: RefSeq, a predicted model, not a curated record